AUGGCUGGCCAAGGCACCAGUAACGAUGUGCCCAGUACCGCAGCCGGCGCCCCGCAGCCCGUCGUAGUUAUGCUGGCUGACGGUCGGCUGCAGCAGCCAGCCAAGCUGGGGGCGGUGGUCGCCGACGCGCUGCGGCGGUGGUACCUCGAAACGGAGAAGGAGGCGCUGCGCGGGGACGUGAAGGCGCAGGCGCUCCUGGGGCAGAUGCUGAUAGAGGGGUAUGGCUGCCAGGCCGACCCCGUGAAGGGCCGCGAGUGGGCUGAGAAGGCGCGGCGGCGAGGCAGCAACCUUCUGGCCUCCAUCCUGCCCCCCCCCGUGCGACUGCAGAACCUGGGGCCUCUGCUGCCGCGGCCCCUGACGCACUGUUUCUAUCCAGCAGGCUUUGCCGAAGAGGUACAUGAGGUGGGACCCUGCACCGACCGAGAUGGCCCCUGCCUAGUGCACUACAAGCGCACGCGGCUGACCCCCGCCGAGCUCAAUGCCUGGAUUUACAGCAACAGCUCCGCCAACGCGGCGGUUGUGAGGGUGUACUUCCUGCAGAGCAGCCCCGGCGUGGCGCUGUCCCGGCAGCAGCUGGUGGAGCAGCUGGUGGCGGCAGGGCCGGCCCCCGACGGUGGCCGCCUGCGCCUGCAGUGCUUCCCUCGCUCUCUGGAGGGCUGGCUGGGUGACCAGCUGCCUCCCAGCUUCAACCUGCAGCCUGUCGACCCUGCCUGGGUGCUGCACAUUGUGCGCAUGCCUGCAGAGGAGCAGCAGCAGGCAGAGCCAGCAAAGCAGCAGGGGCAGCAGCAGCAGGAGGAGCGGUUCCUCUGGAGCCUGCAGCGUGCGGAUCAUCUGUACAACUACCAGCCCGUGCGAGACAAGCGGGUGCCUGACCAGCUGUGCAAGGCAGCAGGCAAGCUGUCCGAGGCGCUGACGGCGGCAGGCCUGCAGCUGACCAGCGGCGUGGCGGUGGACCUUGGGGCCGCGCCGGGCGGGUGGACGCACGUGCUGGCGCAGCGGGCGCGGCUGGUGCUGGCUGUGGACCCGGCGCCCAUGGAUGAGCGGGCGCUGGUGCCUGGCGUGGUCACCCACCUGGCCUGCAAGGCAGAGGCGGCUGUGCAGCAGAUUGUCGGCAUGGUUGGGGAGGCGGGUGUGGACCUGAUCGUCUCAGACGUGAACAGGCACCCGUCCCAGAUUGUGGACAUGCUGCGCCCGCUGCUGCCGCUGCUGCACCCCGGGGCUGCCGUCAUCAUGACGCUCAAGUUCUUUGGCCGGGGCCAGGGACGGACCGAGGAGUGGCGGCAGAAGCUGGCGGAGCAGCUGGCGCCCGAGUUUGAGCGGGUGCAGCUGCUGUGGCUGCUGGCCAACACGCAGCACGAGCAGACCGCCAUCGCCUUCAAGGCUGCGGGGCAUACGACAGGUGCAGGAGCGGCGGCAAAUGGCGCGGCGGUGGAGGCGGCAGCCAAUCGCCUGGCGCAGUGA
Molecule: messenger RNA, 1461 nt
Organism: Chlorella variabilis
Lineage: Eukaryota; Viridiplantae; Chlorophyta; Trebouxiophyceae; Chlorellales; Chlorellaceae
Exons: 10
Coding region: 1-1461 (486 amino acids)
Biological process (GO): methylation
Molecular function (GO): protein binding; methyltransferase activity
Source: RefSeq, a predicted model, not a curated record